Molecule: messenger RNA, 1203 nt
Organism: Exserohilum turcica Et28A
Lineage: Eukaryota; Fungi; Ascomycota; Dothideomycetes; Pleosporales; Pleosporaceae
Exons: 3
Coding region: 1-1203 (400 amino acids)
Source: RefSeq, a predicted model, not a curated record
AUGGAGGAUAGAAGUGGGCAGGUCUUGGCCAUAGCCCUCACAUUUCUGGUUCUGGCUUGGGUCACGGUCAGCCUCCGCUGCUAUGUGCGAUGCUUCCUAGUCAAGGGCUUUGGCGUUGACGACUACACCAUGCUCGUCACGCUGUGCUUCUUUACCGGAUACCUCAUAGCCCAGAUUGGCGGCGCCGUCCACGGAACGGGCGUACGGCGGGAAAAGCUCUCAGAUGCACAAGCUCAAACGGCCCUCCACUUUUGGUUCUUCUGCGAAAUCUUCUACACGCUGUCGACGUGCAUGCUCAAGAUCUCGGUCGGCUUCUUCCUGCUACGCAUCACCAUUGUCCCGCUUCACAUCUGGAUUAUCCGUCUGAUUAUGGUUGUAUCGGGAAUCGUGGGAAUUGCAUACACAUCCGUCGUCAUCUUUCAGUGCAAGCCCAUCUCGUACUGGUGGAAUCUCGACCCAAAUGCCAAGGGUGUCUGUCUGUCCUCAGCACUCGUCAUGAACUUUACGUUUGUCGUCUCUGGACUGAAUGCCUUUGCCGACUGGGUCUUUGCCAUCCUCCCCGUUUUGAUUGUCCAGGGCCUGCACAUGAAGAAGCGCAUGAAGGUUGUCGUGGCCUCUGUCAUUGCUCUGGCGGCUAUUGGCUCUACAGCAACCAUCAUCCGGCUGCCAUACACGAGCUCUAUCAAGGGCUACAAAGGCGAUUUCCUCUACCGCACAACCGACUUUGCCAUCUGGAGUACAGUCGAAGUGGGCCUGGGUAUAACCGCCGGAUCCAUUGCAACACUCCGGCCAUUAUUGAAACAAGCCUUUGAAAUCACUCGCUCCGGCUCCGCUAUGCCCUGGAGCAAGCCAUCGCUCAAAUCCGGCCAAGAACAUUCGGGCAACCAACUCAGCACGCUCAAGCCGAGCAUCCAAAAGUCCGUCACCAUCACUACAUCGCGCGCGCGACGCGAAAGUGCCGGCUCCGACGAAGAAACGUUCCUGAGCUCGACCAUGCCCUCGCAAGCAUGGCAGCAGCAACAAGGCCACCCUAGCUACAAUACAACUAGGGUGAUUGACGAGCGCGGCGCUCGAGUAUCCGUCGACCAAGAUCGACGACACAAGCAAGGGCGAGGAGGCAGCCCUGCAGGCGCCAGCCACUCCACCGUCGGUAGCGAAGAAUCUGGAAAAACACCACGAAUCCAUGUACACGAGCGCUUUUAG